Messenger RNA from Python bivittatus (Burmese python), 1371 nucleotides. Its product is annotated as phospholipase A2 inhibitor and Ly6/PLAUR domain-containing protein-like. Gene Ontology annotation, cellular component: extracellular region. Gene Ontology annotation, molecular function: phospholipase inhibitor activity. The record is from RefSeq and is a predicted model, not a curated record. NCBI's taxonomy places the organism in Eukaryota, Metazoa, Chordata, Lepidosauria, Squamata, Pythonidae.
GGCUUCAAAUAUGUAGUUAUAGUAGCCAUUCUGAUUUUUUUGACACCGUCCCUUGCACAUGGCCCUUCAGCUACUAAUGGUAGGUAAAACAAUUGCUCCCUGGACAGGGAAUCUUGAGCAAUUAUGGAGAUAGGAACACGGUCUAUGAAAAUAAUCUCUUCUCUCCUCAGUCGUUCUUGGAUCUAAGCCUCAUCUACCAUUUCUACUUCGGCAGCUGCCUACAAUAUCUCAGUAAUCAUCACACCCCAAAUUCCCAGAAACACAAAUCAAUUUAAUUGUGCAUGUCUGAAAGACGUGGGAACUGAGGAAAAGUAUCUCACCUAAGGCUAUUGAGCAAUUGGAGCCUACACUGAGAUGCAAGCCAAGAGCCAACAUGGUUCACCAUCCUACGUAUUCUCCAUUCAAGUUGCCCCUUUCUGCAUUCGUCUUGACCAAGAUCCAUGAGGGAUUUGGCUGUCACUGAUAUCUCCCAUUCCACCCACUUUAAGAAAUUACUCAAAACAUCCUCCAGGGCAGCCAUACUCUGGUAACUAUAAAACACAACACAUUCAGCAGUCAGCGUUGGGACAGAGCUCAUUCCACAGAUGCAAUGGCUGCUAGAAUUCUUACUCUCUGCCUCCUGUCUUCAGUCUUAGCAACUGUGACACCCCUAAAAUGCCAGUCCUGUUUUGCCUCCGGAGGACAAUGUAGAAAUGAGGAUAUGAAGAUGAUGGAGUGCAAUGGAGAUGAAGACAUUUGUGCUUCUAUAAUUUUCCGUUCUACUUUUACUACUCCUCCACUUAGUUUGAUUAUGAAGAGAUGCUCAAAAAGCAAGGAAUGUUUCCAAGGUUAUUAUAGUACUACUUCGGUGAAUGGCAGAUACCUACAGGGACAUAUGUACUGUUGCCAGACAGACAACUGUAAUGCACCAACAGUGCUUAUGCCUUGGCGUCGUGAGCUUCUCUCCAACGGAUUACAAUGCCCAGGCUGCUUUGAGGAAAAUGUGGAUUCUUGUGAAGGCACCCAGCCUGUGGUCUGCCUUGGAAAUGAGGACCAGUGUGUCAGUUUGUCUGCUAACCUAGUUGCAAUGGGAGCAAUCAAUCUGAAGUAUGCUUUGAAAGGUUGUACAACGAAGAAUGCAUGCAUUUAUCCCAAGGGAGAGACUCAAGUAGUCAAUGGUUUGUUUCAUGCAAAUGUAUCAGGAGUGGAGUGCGAAAAUCCUAUGAAAGUGUCCGGAGUUUGGAAUAAUGUGAACAACAGCUAGGAUAGGACAGAACGUCUUUCUAGCGUAUGCCAUGAUUUGUAAAAGUGAAGAGGGGUUUGGGGAAAAUGAUGAGAACAGUAAGGGUUUGAGAUCAAAUACAGGUAGUCCCCAGUUUAAGAACAAGUUCU